UCCUGAGCCUGUGUCAUAAAGUCACAUGACCCCGAUGUCAGACUUGUUUGCUGAAGCGGUGGUCAUAAAGUGUGAAUAGAGGAGCUGAACCAGCCUUAAAGCGAGCGUAUUCCAAUAUAAGAAGUUUAGUAGGUUUGUUUCUGGGAAUUGCGCCUUAUCAUCAUAACGAAUCCGUGCGCUAGACUUGUAUUUCUCAUUUUUUUUCUUGUUGUUAAGCUAACGUUAGCAGGACUAGCCGCUAAGCUAACGUUAGCUAACUCUUGUCGUGUUGCUGUGAAUUCUCCCCGACGAGCAGCCGGAGACGAACCCAAGGAACAUGACGCAGAUUGGCGGUGUGCAGCCAUGGUUCCUGGGACUGACGUUGCAGUUGAUUUUAGCUGCCUUGCUGCACCAGGGUUUGGCUACAGUGGCCCCGCCCACAACAGCCCAAACCACUGCUGCGCCGCACAAAGACCCCGGCAGGCCUGAGAAAGGAAACUACGUGGUCACCAGUAGCAACGGUACUUCCUGUUUACUGGCAUCCAUGGGUCUCCAGCUCAACAUCACCUUCAACUCUGUCUCACAAAAUAAGACUGUGCAGGAGGUUCUGAACCUUCGGCCCAAUGUGACAAAGUCCUCCGGGUCGUGUAACUCCGACAGAGCCUCCCUGCUGCUCUCAACGGAUGCAGAGAAGACCAACCUCACCUUCAUCUUCACUCUGAAUGCCACGUCCAAUAAGUACCAUCUGAGUGAAGUGUCUCUGUCGGCAGACUUGUCAGACAUGAAAGAGCGCUUCUCAGCCACUAACCGCAGUCUGGACCUCCUACGGGGCACCUUCGGCUUCUCGUACAUGUGCCACGAGGAGCAAACUCUGACUGUGGCCCAGGAUUUCUCCAUCAACACUUUCCAGCUGCAGGUGCAGCCGUUCGGCCUCAGCGGCGAUCAGUUCGGAGCAGCGGAGGAAUGCCAGUUGGACGAGGACGACAUGUUGAUCCCCAUCGUAGUCGGAGCAGCAUUAGCCGGCCUGGUCCUCAUUGUGCUGUUGGCGUACCUCAUCGGGAGGAAGCGGAGCCACGCCGGCUACCAGACCAUCUGAGGUCAGCGCUCAGGUCACCAGAGACCAGAGCGUGCAGGUCCCGACUCUUAAGAUUAACCACUGUUUAAUGAGACUUGCCCCCUCCUCUCCCCCUCUCCUUGCAUCUGUGUGUGCUGUUAUUUGCCCUCAUGAGUAACACUAGUCAUUGUCACUUUGUGGAGGUUGAUAGGCUUUUUUUUUUUUCUCAACUGAUGUGCUCAUUUUUGAAAGAAGGGGCUUUGUUUGGAGAUUGCGAUGAACUGGGGGGGGGGGGGGGGGGUGACCUACCGGUACUAUGUGAAGCUGAGCGUGGAUGGUGAUCAGAGGGUCAAUAGGAGCUCUCGAAUUGUAUUCUAUUUAUGAUUUCUGUCAAAGGAACUUUGAGGGAUUGUGUGACUGAUGGAAAAGCUACCGUAGCUUUUCUUGCUCAUCUGCUUCGAAGACUUUUUUGUGGUCUUUCCCUAAAUGAGGUUUGUUACUUUAAAGGGAAUAUUUUUGGCUGUAAUUUAAUCCACUUUAUAUGGUAUAGAUCUCAGGAUUCUUUUCAGCCCUAACUUGCAGAUUUUAUGUUAACCUACUAAAAUCACAAUGAACUAAUCUUAAAGGACAUGCAAGGAGUCCUAUUUGGGCUUAAAAUGCAUUUAGGAAUUUGUUUUGUUCACUGGAAUGGGUGUGAAUAUGUCCCUUAUUUCCCUUCUCUUCAGGGUACCUGACUGAUUUUAUAGGGGUACUUUUGUAAGAUAACUGUUUUUGGCCAUAUUAUAGGCACAGAUUUAGAUUUCCCCAAAUGUGACACUAUUUGAGGAAUCAUGGUAGCCACAUGGAGUCUGUUACAAUGUUUGCACAAAACAGGAGUUGCCCUCAAACAAACUAAAAUACACUUGAGAACGCUCAUGACAUCCUGUAGGUGUAAUAAUGCGCUGGACGUUUUUAAAUCCACUGGUUGUCUAGUUUUUGUUUCAUUACCCCCUAAAUAUGGCUAUGCCUUGGAGUUUUCUGUUUGUUUUUUAGUUGAAGUUGCACUAAAGUUAUCUCGAAUAUUGUCUUCUAAGAACUAAAGUGUCUAAGGACAUGUGUUGUGUGUUAUUCAGUGCCUUCCCAGCUGUAACAUAGAUGGGAUUAAAGUAAAGCCAAUACCAUGGAGGUACCACUGACUGCGUGCUGCCAUGCCUGGGACACUGGCUCCCGUAGCCUUCAUGUACUGUUACUACCACACAGUGUUUGAUGUGACAAAGUGAAGAUGUUUGAGGGGGGUUUUUUUGGUUAUGUUUUUAUCCACCGUGAUCUAAAUGUCCAUGUAGUGAUUUAAUUGGGUUUUAAUUGAUUUGUUUGAGCUGUUUUCUAAAGGAGCGGUCAAUAAACGUGAAUGAACACUA
This is a messenger RNA of Pungitius pungitius (ninespine stickleback), 2430 nucleotides long. It is a transcript of the gene lamp1b, whose product is annotated as lysosomal associated membrane protein 1b. The coding region runs from base 317 to 1075 and encodes 252 amino acids. Lineage: Eukaryota; Metazoa; Chordata; Actinopteri; Perciformes; Gasterosteidae. Gene Ontology annotation, biological process: establishment of protein localization to organelle. The transcript is spliced from 6 exons. The record is from RefSeq and is a predicted model, not a curated record. Gene Ontology annotation, cellular component: plasma membrane; late endosome membrane; lysosomal membrane.